AGCUGCUUGUGGACUCAUCAGACCGGUUGUAAUGCUUGUCUCUUUGCGGCCAGACGAGCGCUCAUAAAGCCAUGGUUAGAUUUUCCGGAGAUUUUUACGUGUUUUAUGUAAUCAUUUAAUAAACCAGCCCUGCACUGGAGAUCAGACUGACAGCUGAUCAUGUUUGGGUGUUUAGUUGCAGGCAGAUUGGUCCAGACCGAUGCCCAGCAGGUCUCUGGUGAUAAAUUUGUGUUCAACCUGCCUGACUAUGAGAAGGUUAAUCACGUGGUGGUGUUCAUGCUGGGCACAGUGCCUUUUCCUACUGGCAUGGGAGGUGCUGUUUACUUCUCCUUCCCCGAUCCAAGUGUGGGCCAAGUGUGGCAGCUGCUCGGCUUCAUCACUAACGAGAAGCCAAGUGCCAUCUUUAAAAUCUCUGGCCUAAAAGCUGGUGAAGGUGGAGCUCAUCCGUUUGGGAUGAUGGUUGCCCCACAGGCCGCCUCGGUGGCUCAGGUCGGCGUUUCCGUUGAACCCCUCGACCAGCUCGCUCAACAGACACCAGUUUCCAAUGCAACCGUCUCCACCAUGGAUUCCUUCACACAGUUCACCCAGAAGAUGUUGGAGAGCCUGUACAACUUCACCUCCUCCUUCGCUCUGUCACAAGCUCAGAUGACGCCAAACCCCUCGGAGAUGUAUGUUCCAGCCAGCUCCAUCCUUAAAUGGUAUGAAAACUUCCAGAGACGAAUGGUGCAGAAUCCAAACUUCUGGAAAGCAUGACAUGCUUGAUUAUAUAAGCUCUUAAUUAACAGAGGAGCAGAAAAUUGGGAAUUCAUAUUAUCAUUUGGCUUGCCUUGAAAUAUCUGGCUUAAGAAUAUCAUGCCAAUAUCAGUAUAUCUCAUGUAUUUUAUAUCCCAUAUGGAACAGCAACAAAGUAAAUAUGAUAUUACUGACGGUGUUUUAAUGCAGCGGACACUGACUGGUUGUUUUCAGGUUUGCUAGCUGAGGAUGUUACAGAAUUUUCAUAUUGAAUGAUUGAUGUUUGUAAUGUGGUUAUAAAAACGCAGGCCUUCACACCUCUAA
Messenger RNA from Ictalurus punctatus (channel catfish), 1056 nucleotides. RefSeq names its product heat shock protein nuclear import factor hikeshi (gene hikeshi). The record is from RefSeq and is marked provisional. Gene Ontology annotation, molecular function: Hsp70 protein binding; nuclear import signal receptor activity. NCBI's taxonomy places the organism in Eukaryota, Metazoa, Chordata, Actinopteri, Siluriformes, Ictaluridae. Gene Ontology annotation, biological process: protein import into nucleus. Gene Ontology annotation, cellular component: nucleus; cytosol.